Molecule: messenger RNA, 1281 nt
Organism: Triplophysa rosa
Lineage: Eukaryota; Metazoa; Chordata; Actinopteri; Cypriniformes; Nemacheilidae
Product: transcriptional activator GLI3-like
Exons: 3
Coding region: 1-1281 (426 amino acids)
Cellular component (GO): nucleus
Source: RefSeq, a predicted model, not a curated record
AUGGUGGGUGUCUCGUGUGAAACAGACAAUGUGUACCGCGAAACAACCUACACCUUAUCACCUGUACCAGAAGUGUGGGUAGAUAAAAAAUCUGCUUCAAAUGAAUUCUUGACACCCGUGGGCACAAGGAAGACCACAGGAGUCUCUAUGAAAAAGUGCCUUCGCGGAAAAGAGUUUAGAACUACAGGCACACUUGAUACACAUCUGUUGAUCCAUCGACCAGAAAAGCUUCAUACCUGUGACAUUUGUCAGAGAGUGUUUAAACAACAUCAAUUCAUGUCUCACAUGUCAACCCACCACAACAAGAAGACUUACCACUGUACUUAUUCCGGCUGCCACAAAACCUACAACGACCAAAACUCCCUAAAAGAUCACUGUGCGUUGCGACAUGGAGUCCGCAUCACACCCCUUUCCUCUGACAGUCCGACCUCACGCUGGGAGCCGGUGGAUACUCCUGCAGUGUCCAAACAACAAUCGUACAAUACAGAUUUGCAUGGCUUCUUCAACUCACCACGAAAGCUCAUUUCACCUAAUGUGCCAAAAAGUUUCAGUGAUGCAGAACAGACACAUCCCUCUCAGGUAAAACCUUCAAAAAGGCACCCAAGCUGGACAUUGGCGGCAGCAAGUAAAUAUUAUGAUGCCAAGGAGAGAGAGAUGCUGACCAGCACCCAUUGGACCCCAUCAGUACUUCAUACCGUUGAAGAAGAUCCUGUGGUUAUUUCUUUAAAUGACAGUGAUUUUGAAAGCAGUCCCAAUUCCCUUGAACUAUUCCCCAGAAAGAUGUUGUCCCUUGAGCCUAGCAAAGUCACCGCUACUGUGGGUUCUUCUAAUGCAUCUGAAGCUGAAUAUUCUCAGCAGCAUUGUUCCAUCCAGGUGAAACAAACUCUGAACAAGUUAAAGCGAAAGCGCCCGUCUUUCACGUUAAGUCAUGCUGCUUUAUCAUGCCCUGAAACAAAGAGUGGACUGUCACUUAUUGGUGACUUUCCCGACCCUGUCAUCCAAACCCCUUCUCCUGUACCUUUACCCGAAAGCAGGAAGAGGAAGUACAACUCUAAGGAUUCUGAGAAAGUCUUGACUGAUCCUGCCCCGGUUCCUCAGCCCAGCCCUAAACGUUCACAAACGCAAUCUCCCUGCCUUGUCUCACCUAGUCAGGUAGCAUUGAUACAAAAAAAUCACACUUGCGUAUCAUUGGUGAGUUUUCGGAGAGAUAUUUUAACAUUUACAUUUUAUUACGCAGGAGUCGCCUAUGAGGGCAACAGGACAGGAACAGAACUCUUGUAA